Messenger RNA from Necator americanus (New World hookworm), 387 nucleotides. RefSeq lists its product as uncharacterized. Lineage: Eukaryota; Metazoa; Nematoda; Chromadorea; Rhabditida; Ancylostomatidae. Bases 1 to 387 code for a protein of 128 amino acids. The transcript is spliced from 2 exons. The record is from RefSeq and is a predicted model, not a curated record.
AUGGACCAACAAGGAGAAGCGUCUGAGAAGGAAGCUGGCAGAGUCGGGGAUUCUGGUCUUUAUGCAGAAGACGAGAAAUGGAAAAUCUCACCAGCCGGGUGUACAGCACCGUUUAAUGGAGUAGCUGGAGUAAGGCAAGAGGCUACGGCAGAAGCUUUCCUGCCCAACUUCUCCAUUGAUGACAUCGUGGGAAGAACAGUCGAUCAGUGUCCUUCUGACAUAGUCUUAGCACAAUCAGGAUGCCCUUUGACCGAUCUCGAGCAUGUCGACAAUUUUGUUAUAUUCGCAAAAAGCAGUGCAAAACUUCGACAUGUUGUUAACCUUGUAUCGAAACUAGCUUCAGCCUGGGGAUUUCGCCAGUGUCCUAAUAAGUACAAGCAGAUGUGA